AUGGAACCGAGUUUAAGGGCGGAAGCUGAACGAGUUUGUGGUGAUGACAUCUCGUGUCUCUUUGACAUCGCGGCAACAAAGGACGUUUCAAUUGGUGAAUCAACAUUAUCAGAAAUCACUACCAUAAACAAUGAAAUAUUGCAAGUGGGUAUGUAUCUCCUCUUAUUAUGGUACCAUGUCGACUUUGAUAGUCAGAUAUUCAUCCUUUUUAUAAGGUCGUUUCUCCGCAAUUAGAUAUUGAUAAGAGAUAUAGCUAAAUGAAAUAAAAUUGCAUUCUGUGUACUAUACGAUUCACAAAGCUCAUGAAGCAUGAAGCAUGAAGAAGUUGGAAAGAUAUAACUGAGGAGCUAGCAUCCAAAACAAAAAAUAGAAAACCGAAGUAAAAUAAAGGAAUUUUUUUAACAUGAGUGUUCGAAUGUUGCCAAAUGAUUAGAAGUGAUUUUAAUAAAAAAAUAAGAAUACAUGAGCGUUGUUUUUGAAACCGUUGGUUAAACCUGAGUAAUAUCAUGCAGCAUAUUAUUAAAUUCGUAAUACUAGCACUUCAGUCACCACACAUACAUCAUACUAUAUAAAUCAGAACGCCCGUCCGUAUGUCUGUGAAAUGAUCGAAACAUGUAUACUAAAUUUUGGCGAUAUAAUGAACCACAUAUAUUUCCUGGCGUUUUCACACUGACUCUUUCGUUGUUUUAGUGCUCCUUAUUUCCUCUCAUAUAAAUAGCUUACGGCACAAGCGAAUAGUUUUCUCACUUUGCAAGAAUUGUAUACUUCAAUUACGGUAACUUGGUAAGCGUCACAAACAGAUGCAAUAUUUAACUACAUGGACACAAAAGUAUAGAUACCUUUAUAUUGUCAUGGCCUCAAAAUUAUUAAUCGGCAUCUAAAGUACAGGUAUGGGUUUAAAAACCUUGGAUACUUUAUCCAAAUAAUGCAACUAUUUGCAUGAUGACGCGUGCUCGGAUGGCGUAUUAUCAUACAGUAUCAGUUAGAGAGUGUAUUUAAUAAAAUUUGAAAUUUCCUAUAACUUAAAUAUCCUGUCGGCUGUCGCUAUUACAUGCCGCAUCAAUAACAUUAACAUGCAGAACAUCAUAAUAAUAAAAAAUUAUGCAUUUUUAAAUGAUAUAUAGAAAACCGUCUUCCCAUGUUUAACCAAAAUUUAACCGUGAUCAACGUGACGUUGGGAGUGACGUUCAACCUGGUGUUGGAGGCCGAAGAUCCGGAUGACGAUGAAAUAAAGUUUGAUGUUCCUGCUCAUCCACCUGGAGCAAGUUUUAGUUCUUCUGGAAAUCAGUUAGUCUUUUCCUGGACUGUAAACUCCGCUGAGCCG
This is a messenger RNA of Paramuricea clavata, 1324 nucleotides long. NCBI's taxonomy places the organism in Eukaryota, Metazoa, Cnidaria, Anthozoa, Malacalcyonacea, Plexauridae. The record is from the annotation of a GenBank genome assembly.